AUGACGCCGACGGACGAAUGCACUCGUCUCUGUGUCUUUCUGUCUGCACGGCUGUAUUGCGAUGCCAUGUUUUUUUUUUUUUUUUUUUUUUUCAUACCUCUAAAAAGGAAUUUCUCUUGUAGGGGAAAUAAAAGGAGGCGUGGAAGGCGAAAAAAAAAAACAACAACAACAACAACAGAAAAGGCGCUAAUAGAGGGGGAGAGAGGGAGACGAAAAAAUAACGAAAAAGAGGGAUUGGAAGCUUCAAUGAUUAUUGAAGACGCCAUUGUGGACGAGGUGCCGACUGUUCGGCGAGUUCGUCGGUUGCGCUCGCAGUUUGAGCGACUUGUUCGCCCAGCCGAUGUGCGGCCCGGCGAGCCGAUGCCUAGCAUUGAGGGGUGGGUGCUGUUCCUCACAAACCUGCCGGCGAACACAACGACGGACCACAUCCUCGACCUCUUUCUCACUUACAAGAAGGAAGAGAGCGAGGGGUACGCCCCUGUACGCGAGGUACGGAUGCCGUUGGACAAAAACUGCGAGUGCUGCGGCUACGCACUGGUGGAACUGCAGCGAAAGGAUGCGUUUGAGCGGGCAUUAAAGGAGUUGCAGGGCGUCGUGCUCCCAUUUGCGGAGGGGGAGCCGCCAAAUGGCGAAGAGGUCUGGCGAUUACAAAUUGCGCCAACAUUUUUGGGCGAGACAGAUGAUGACGAAGCAUUGGCGGGCGAGAAGCGGGUCCGUGAAUGA
Messenger RNA from Trypanosoma cruzi, 723 nucleotides. RefSeq lists its product as uncharacterized. Gene Ontology annotation, molecular function: RNA binding. NCBI's taxonomy places the organism in Eukaryota, Euglenozoa, Kinetoplastea, Trypanosomatida, Trypanosomatidae. The record is from RefSeq and is a predicted model, not a curated record. The transcript has a single exon. Bases 1 to 723 code for a protein of 240 amino acids.